Setaria italica (foxtail millet) is the source of this 4803-nucleotide messenger RNA. Its product is annotated as BAG family molecular chaperone regulator 6. The record is from RefSeq and is a predicted model, not a curated record. Gene Ontology annotation, biological process: protein folding. Lineage: Eukaryota; Viridiplantae; Streptophyta; Magnoliopsida; Poales; Poaceae. The transcript has 7 exons. The coding region runs from base 430 to 4599 and encodes 1389 amino acids. Gene Ontology annotation, cellular component: plasmodesma. Gene Ontology annotation, molecular function: protein-folding chaperone binding.
GCGGGAUACUCAACCGAGUCAGCCUCCCCGGCGGCGUCGCGAACCCUCCCGAAACCCCCAGCCCAACGGUCUCUCCCUUCUUCCACCUCCUUCCCGAGGCUCCUCCCCCCGUCUCCACAUAAAUGCCGCGCGUCCGGCCGGCCGACGGCCCGGCACUCAGAAAGCAAGAACACGCAGGGAAACCGAAAGCGCUCGCGAGAAGGAAGAGGGGAGAGAGAGGACGACGACGGCCUGGGACCCGCGGACCGCAUCGCCCGCCGGUAGCUGACGCCAUUCGGCCCCGUGGAUUUUUCAAGCUUUGGUGGUUGGCUUGUCUGUCUGAUCCGCGCUCUGCUGCUUUUCUCCGCCCGCCGCACUGUAUCAAAGCCAUAGUACCUGUUUGGCAGGUCUAGGCAUCUACCCUACUAGUAUAUAUAGACUAGUAAAAUAAUGUAUCCUGCAAACCACUAUAUGGAUCCAUACCACUCACACUACAGAAAUCACAGUCCCUACCCUUACUAUCCUCCUCAUGGAUGGGAAAUUCCAUCCGGUCACCCUCAGCCCAUGGACUCAUCCUAUCGGCCACCAACCUAUGGACCUUGGCCAUACAAUGCUGGUAUGCAUCAUCCGCAUCCUUCCGAGUUCCACUGUUGCUGCAACCGCACGUAUCCUCCUGAUUACUACAGUUUCAGACCCCCAUUACCUCAAGAACUUCCACCCCCUCAUCUAUAUUAUCACGGGCCAUUUCCACAGCAUUCAAACACCUGCCUUUCUUACUUUGUCCCACCACAUCCUUAUCCUGUUGAUCAAAUGCCAUAUGGUUAUGACAAGCUCAAGAGCCAUUGCUGUGGAUGUCCAAACCAUGUGUGCCAUGGGGCAGAUAAGAGCAAUGUGAAAAUCGAGGAAGAAAGGCCUGAUGUCAAGCUUGAGAGUGAGUACAAGGAUGCUGAUGGUGGCAGUAUAAUUCGCCAUCCAAACAACCAAUAUCCGUUCAUAUGGGUGCCGUCUGGCAACAUGGAAGGCAAGGAGAAUGGAAAGCGUUAUGAAUUCUCACCUCAGCUCUUGAAAGAAUGGGCUCCUAUGAGUAGAAAGAUGACAGGGGAUGUCAAGAAACAAAAUCAAGACAAUCAGUUCUUAAAUGGAUGGGCUCCUGUGAGUAGUAAGAAGACAGAGGAUGUCAUGCACCAAGAGGAAGGCAAUCAGAAGGAGAGGCAGUUCCAUUGGCCGAUAGUUUGGAUGCCUGCAGGAUAUGAUGAGCCGAAGCAAAAGGCUAAAGAGCUGAAGAUAGAAGAGUCCCCAAACAAUUCUGAAGAGGCUCCUCAAUCACCCAAGAUCAAGAUCAUUCCCCUGUCAUGGUUUGAGAAUGGUCAUCAUGAUCAGAAGCCAGCUACCAGAGAUGGAUCUGGAGAUCAUGGUGACAGAUCGGCAACUAAGAGCCAACCUGCAGUUACUGAACAUCGAGAUGGCAUGACACUGGAAGGAAGCCCUAAAACCACUCCAGCUGUGCCUAAAAGAGUAAACAAUGAGAGCAAACCUGCAAGGGAAAACUACAAGACCAUUCCAGUCGUGCCGGAGAACAAGAUUGAUGAAAAGAAGGCCAGUACCUACAGAAUCAUUCCGGUCACUAAAGAAAGUGAUGAGAAGAAGACUGGCAUGAGUGAAAAGGAAGAGGCAAAGAAGGCCAGCAAUGGUGACAAGGUAGAAGAAAAUGGGAAAACAAAACAUAGUGAAUCAUCAACAGCUAAGCAUUCAAAAUUGCCACCAGUAUGCUUGCGAGUGGAUCCCUUUCCAAGAAAGAAAUCUGGAAAUGGUUCUUCAAGGUCUCCCAGCCCACCAACCAGGAAGGACGGUGACAAGGCCAAGAAGGACGUGAAGGAGGCAGCCCAAGGCCAGAACAUGGAGCCUAAGCAGUCUGAUACAAGGCAUAUCACUGUGUCUGAGAUUAAAGGAAAAUCACCUAAUGAAAUGGAUAAGGGAAUGCAGUUUAGCAAUAAAACAGUGCAAGCUGCUUCUGUGGAACAUCCAAGGGAGGAAGAAGUUCCCACAAGUAAAGAUGAGCAGAAGGUCCAAGCUGGUAGCACUACCAUUGGCACUCAAGAAAAUGCGGGUGCAAAGAGUUUACAGGGAAGUGCUGUGCAAGAAAAAGAAAACACUGGUGCAGAAAGCUUCAUGGGAUGUGACGAAAGCAAAAAUGAGGAUGAGGCAGUAAUUGAAAGUGAAGCUGCAAAAGAUGAUGCCAAAACAUGCAAAGCCAAUUUAUCAGAACCAGAUGCUGCAGUUUGUAUUCAGUCUGCAUACAGAGGGUAUGAUGUCCGAAGAUGGCAACCUUUGGAUAAGCUCCGGAAGAUCAGGAAUGUGCAUGAACAGAUGCAAGGUGUGAAGAAGCAGCUUCAAUGCCUUGAAGAUUCUUGCAAGAAGCCAACUGAAAAAGAGCAAGUGGCCAUUGGUGAAACUAUUAUGAAUUUACUCUUGAAGCUUGACACAAUCCAGGGCUUGCAUCCAAGUGUAAGGGAGGCUAGGAAGUCUGUUGCUCGAGAACUGGUUUGCUUGCAGGAGAAGCUUGAUACUUUAUGCAAGCAACAAUCUGGGGAGUUUGAUCACACAAACAGUGAUGAAGAGAAAUCAGAGACGACCGAGAACGGUAUCCAAAUUGUAGCUCCUACCAUAACAACUGAAGCUUGCGACAAAGAGGAGAGAGCUGUGGAACUGGGUAAGGUAGAAGAACCAUCUUCAGUGGACACCAUGGAGCCAUACAAUGCAGUUCCAUCUGGAAUUCCCAUGGAGGUAAAGCAAGAUGCGGAUGCCAGUAAGAAGAAUGAAAAAGAGGAGUCAUGUGUCACCACAAUGGAAGAAGCAAAUGAACAAGGAAAAGCUGCAGGACAGUUCGAGUUACAGGUGCCAUCAUCGAUGGAUACGUUAAGUGAUGCAGCUUUGCCAGAACAUCCCACUGACAACCAGGAGCUCAAAAUUGAAGAAUCAAAUGCUGUUUCAGUGGAACAAGUGGAUGAAAAGUCAGAAGUCGAGGGUGAAGGAAAGGAGGCCAUGUUGCAUGAUGCAGCUUCAACAGGGGACUCUAGUGGGCUGAAACAAUGCACAGCUUCAACAGAGCAGAGUCUGCAUGCUAAAUCUGAAUCAAAUACAGGGUUGUCUUAUGAUUCCACUGAGGGCAUUAAUGCCAGUGCUGUGGCAGCAUCGGUAGAAAGUGGAGUCACAAAUGAGAAGGAUGGCCCAGUUAACGGUCAGGACCACGCAACUGCAGCUGUAGAAAACCUGGAGCUGAAACAUGAUGUUUCUCCUGCUGAAGAAGAUCAGCAAAGAGAGUUGAGCGGCCCAGUUGUUCAUUUGGAGGAUUCAUCAAUAUCUUUACAGGAUGAAGAACAACAUGAUCUAAUUCCUGCAGAUGACUCUGUUAUGUCUAAUACAAAAGAUCAAUUAGAGGUAGCCAGGGAUGUCAGCAUGCAGGAACAAGCUGUGGAUACCGUGCAAGAUUCAACGAAAGAACAAGAUGGAAUGCUGGAAGAUUCAACGAAAGAACAAGAUGGAAUGCUGGAAGAUUCAACGAAUAAUAUGGAACUCUCUGCUUCUGGAAAUGCAGAAAAGCCUGAUCAGCCUGCCUUGCUUGAACCAGUUUUGAAGUCUGACUCAGCCUCAGCCCCAGAAGAAACUGUCGUGGGCGAGUCUGAUGACACAGUGCAAUGUGCGGUUUUUGGCAAGGAUAAGCCACCACAUGAGGAUCAGGAAACUGAAGCAACUAUUGACAAGCUAACAGGAGGUUCCACAAAUGAUGGGGAUUCUCUUCCUGGGACCUCUAGGAAGGAGCCUGACAUUCAGGAGAGUCAUCCUAACCUUGCAGAAGAGGCAGACAGUACAAGGGAUGAAAUAGUUUUCCCUGAAUUGGACAGCUGUGAAUUGUCAUGUCCGCAUGAAGGUGGCAUCACAGAGCAUGAGAGAUCUGGGAUGGAGGUGUCAUCAGAGAGCCAAACUGAAGCCCAAAAGGAGCAUGCAGAUCUGGCGGUGUCCAACACAGAAGAAUGCAUUGAGACACUGAAAGAAGCUCCAGUUGACGCAUCGACAGCAAAUUCUGCUGAGGAUGUUGGCGUGCAGGUGUCUGUAACUGAAGAAUGCACUGAGAUGCCAGAAAACUCUGCUGAAGAUGUUGGUGUGCAGGUGUCUGUGACUGAAAAAUGCACCGAGAUACCAGAAGAUGCUCAAGUGGGCGCGUUGGGAGCAAAUUCUGCCGAGGAUGUUGGUGUGCAGGUGUCUGUGGCUGAAAAAUGCACUGAAGGUGCAGUAGGUGCAAAUCUUGCUGAAGACGAAGCUGAUAACCUGAAAGAAGACAUCACCGUACAGAAAGAGAACAAUGCUUCUGAGGAAGCUUUAUCUGCCGGUGCAAGUCCACUCAAUGAUUUGAAGGACAGCGAUGAAAAGAAACUGGCCGAAGAGAACCAGCAGCUGAAAGAACUUCUGCAGAAGCUGCUUGCGUCCGGCAACGAUCAAAUGGGGGUCAUCACAGACCUAAGCGAGAAGGUCAAGGCACUUGAGCACAAGCUGGCACGCAAGAAGAGAUCAAAGGUGAGGGUGCACAGGCCGUCCAGGCAUGUGACGGCCAAAGUCCACUGAAAGGAUGAUCUCUUGAGGUUUGAGAUCGUGGUGUAUGGAUCCCAUGUUACUGCUUGUAUCCAUGUUUGUUUGUGCAGUGUACAUCUGUGUUGCCGCACUCUGCUGUGUGCUGGGAACACAAGGUCUUGUAUGUGCUGUAUUUUGUGUGUAUGUGCAAUGAACCCAAGUUGAUUUAAUGUUUUGUUGUCAAGUGAUUGGGACGAA